Chilo suppressalis (striped riceborer) is the source of this 2438-nucleotide messenger RNA. NCBI's taxonomy places the organism in Eukaryota, Metazoa, Arthropoda, Insecta, Lepidoptera, Crambidae. The record is from the annotation of a GenBank genome assembly.
CUUAUUUAAAGCAAUUCUUGAAAGUACAAACAAAAAAUAUAGGGAGCAAUAGCACAUUUCUAAAGCUAUUACAAAAUUUAUCUAUAGUAUUUUUAAUUCCCUUAACAAAGUGAAAUACUUUAAUUUUUUAAGCAUAUAACUGCUAGAUGUUUCAAACCUAAAGAAAAUAUUACUAGAAAAAAAUCCAUGUGGACCAGGCAGCAUAUGGGACUCGAACCCGCACCCUUCGCUGUCUGGGUGAAUGCACUGACCAUUUAUGCCAAAGCGGCCCUGAUGGCCGUGUCGAAUUCUUUCUAGCCUUUAUUAAGCUGCAAGGCAGCACCAUCUCUUCGCAUUAUUUGCCAGAUCGCAGCGUACACACCGAAGCAGACGUACUCGCAAUACAUAAUGCCUUACGGGGACCUGAACCCGGGCGCUCGUCGCCGUCACAACGUGCGCGUCGUCACUGUAGGCCGUUAUCGGAUGCUGAAAGAUACUGUCACUCAUAAGAUUCUGAAGACCAAGUCUGAGAUAUCGGCCUUAUCUGACUUCCUGGACUGGUUGGAGAAAGAGAAAGGAGACGGCAGCGUCAUCCUCAUCUACCACGAGCCUCGCCGGCUCAGCCCCACUAUGUUGCUUGAAGCGCUCACCAGGUACAAGCUAUUGGACCGCUUCAAGACCAUCGUGGCAGGUUUUGCUGACAGCUACGCGUUGGCAGCGGACAAAUGCAAGACCACAGUGAAGUCGGUGUCGUUGAGAGUAUUGGCCAGAGUUUUGCUUGAUGCCGAUUCAUUGUCCGUAGACAGUGCAUUGGAUAGAGCCACUGCUGCCUAUAGAAUUGUUGAACAUCUCGCACAAGGGGAACAGCAGGAAGUAGGUGGUGGGGGCGAAGGCGCCGGUGCCAGCGUCGACAUGGUGGAGACCGCGCGCAACUGGGCCCGGCCUGUGCACACCGAGCUCUCCGCGCUCGCAGACCUCAAGCGGCUGCUCGAGAGACAGAACACGUUCCGGCCAGUGUUCGCGCCGUUACUACGGUCCGCGCGGCCGGAACGUAAACGGGUGACGCAGCUGAGGCGUUUGUUAGCCGACGCGGGACUACUGUAUGAACAACUCAAGGACGCCUGGCAGGAACAGAAGCUAGAUGGUUUAGAAAAGCAGUUGGCAUCAUUAUCGGUGUCAGCGAAGGAGGAAGACAUUAAGGAGCUCAUAGAAAUAUUCGACUGCCACUUCGAUCCCGCCAAAGAGCCUAAAGGCCCGAAACCUAGACUUCCAAGAAAUAGGACUAGGGCGACGUCGUCAGCGGGCGAGACGGGGGAAGCCGAAGGCACUUCCAGCGAGUCCCAGCACAGCUCCCCGCACCAUUCCCCAAAUAACAUUAAUACCAACACCAGCGGCAACGAGGUAGCGGGAGAUACUAGUCAAAAGGUUGCAGCGCCAGAGCCCGUGGCGGCUAACUAACGGCUGGCCAACAAAAGCUAGGACUUUUCUACUACACAUUACUAUCGUUUAGCGUCGUAACAGAGCCAUAGGAAUGUGACAAAAAAAUAACAUUUAUUCGUAUUAUACACUAGGUUAAGUCUCCUUUGGAAUUGAAAGAACAUUGUUUUGCAUGCAUCGGUGAACGAGUUAUCACAUUGUUGGUUUAUUUUUUUUAUUUUUUCCGAAUGUUCUGCGAACGCCCAGGUUAUACUUUCUCCUUUGCUUUGCGCAUAAAGUUUUUAUCUAUUAAUUAAUAGUCGGUAAUGUAGUUGAGUGCCUUAGCAACUCAGUGUUAUAAGAAUAUAACUUUAUGUGUAUCCCAUAAUAAUGUUUUUGUGUCUACACGUAUUCGUGAACGACGUUUUGGUUGUUUUUGCAAUUGUCAUCAUCAUACAUAAUAAAUAUUAUAAGGCCGUUUAUAUACAAAAUGAAAUAUUUUUAAUGUCGCUGUUGUGUUGAGGCAGUGUUGUAAACUUUGGGGAUCGAAGUUUUAUACUAUUUUUAAUAAUGAUAUCACAGUUUUAAUAUAGCUUGAAGGAAGCAAUAUUUUAUUGUUUAAAUUCGGGGCUAAGAACAAGGAUAUAUUUAACAUAAAGUACAAUAUGUUUUAUUUAUUCAGAGUUACUUUAUUAUUUAAAAAUGUGUGCAAUCACAUGGGAACGGAUGGACUGAUUUUUUUGCAUCCGCAUAAUAUUUUAAAAUGUUUUAUUUAUUUAUUAUGGUUUUCCUUUUGUUUUUUCAUUUGAAGUAAAGUAAGUUACUAGGCUGUUAUUGAUGCAUUUUGCUGUAACACUAUGCCGCUCAAGUUGUUCCGUUUUGCCAUAAUAGAAAGUCGCUUGUCAAAAGCUGAAGUUUCCUUUUACCAUACAAUAAGCUAUUUAAUGAAGAAAAUAAAGUGUGUACCUAUUAACUUACCUCUAAUUUAGUUAGUUUUAACAUAGACUGUACAUAUAAUUUAAUUUCUUAUUUUGUUCAGAUCU